UUUUUUUUUUUUUUUUUAGAUUUAUUCAUUUAUUAUAUAUAAGUACACUGUAGCUGUCUUCAGAUACACCAGAAGAGGGAAUCGGAUCUCUUUACAGAUGGUUGUGAGCCACCAUGUGGUUGCUGGGAAUUGAGCUCAUGACCUCUGGAAGAGCAGUCGGGUGCUCUUAACCACUGUGCCAUCUCUCCAGCCCGCAGUCAGUGUUCUUAACCGCUGAGCUGUCUCUCCAGCCCCCAGGCUUUAUAUAUUAAAUCAUUCAUUUUGAGACAGAAUCUAAUGUAUCCCAGGCUGGCCCUGAACUAACUGAGUCGCAGGCAGAAGUUGGCCUUGAUCUUCAGAUUCCCCUGACUCUACCUCCCUAAAGCUGGGAUUUCAGGUGGGCAUGAUUGCAGCUGUUCACAUGGUGCUGGGAUAGAAGAACCCAGGGUUCCAUGCAUGCAAGGCACAUAUGCUCAUGUGCUGAGCGACAUCCCCAGUCUGACUCCUGUGUUUAGAUUGACCCAUUUGGAAGGAUGAUGGUGUCACCCCUGGGCCGGGGACUGCUGAGAAAAUGAGCAGUUCAGGUUAAAGUCCUAGAGUGUGCUAAUUUCUUUACAGAGAGAGCCUGGCACAGCAGUCUCCUUAAUUGUUAUCUGUUUACUGCAUUGGUAGCUGCAGCCAGAACCAGACAUAAUUUUUUAAGUUCCAGGGCAGGAUGGAAAUAAAGAACUGGGGAGGUGGCUCAGGCUCGGCAGGUAAAAGGGUUUGACUAAGUUCCUGAGCCCCACAUGGUGGAAAGAGAGAAUCGGUUCUCACAAGGUGUCCCCUGACUUCUACAUGCACGCUGUGGCAUGUAUCCCCCCCCCCACACACAUACACGAAACAAAAAAAAUAUAAUUAAAAGAAAAACCAACAUGAAAAUGCAAAGCCCUUACCAUGGUCCAAUCAAUGCUAAGACGCUAAACCCAGUAACUACAGAACACUAAACCAAGCGAUGACCCUCAUGAGUGCUGGGCUCUCUAUUCGAGCAGUUUCCUUGAACCCAGCCCCUCUUGAAGACAAGAGGAAGGCCCUAAAGCCAGGUUCUCACCCACCUCACAGGCAAUAGCAACCCAAAGAAGCAAACUGUCCUAGUUAGGCCUCUUUGUCGCAGUGAUAAACACUGACCAAAACCAGUUUAGGAUUAGAAACGAUUUGUUUCAGCUUACAACUCUCGGGUCACACUCCAUGAGGAAAGGAAGUCCUGGGGAGGGACUCAAGGUAGGAACCUAGAGGCAAGACCUAAAGCAGAAAGCUGGAGGGCUGCUGCUUAUGCUUGCUCAGCCUGCUUUCUUAUAGCACCCUGGACCACCUGCCUCCCACAGUCGACUGGGCUUUUCCGAAUCAACCAUCAAUCAAGAUAACAUCCCACCGUUGCCUCCCGGCCAACCCGAUAGAGACAGUCCCUUCACUGAUAUUCCCUCUUCCCAGAUGACUCUUGCUUGUGUCAAGUUGACAAAAACCCAACCAAUGCGGAAGUAAACAAAGAUUGAUAGCAUCCCUUGUAUUUUAGAGACUCGCGCCCAAGAGUUUGCCGAUGGAACCAUCGGAUGGAUGUCUGAGUUUUGGCUUUAAAAUAAUGUUGGGGCCCUAUUCUCAGUUGCCGCCAAGGUGCUCGGUUCUUCCGAGGAAGCUAAGACUGCAUUGGGGUGAGGCCCUCACUUUAUUGGACAACUAGCACCGUGCCGAGAGUCCACAACAUGGCGUCCGUCUCCGAGCUCGCCUGCAUCUACUCCGCCCUCAUCCUGCUCAACGAUGACGAGGUGACUGUCGCGGAGGAUGAGAUCAGUGCCCUCAUUAAAGCAGCUGGUGUCAGUGUUGAACCUUUCUGGCCUGGCUUGUUUGCAAAGGCUCUGACUAUUGUCAACAUUGGGAGCCCCAUCCACACUGCUGCUGCCCCAGCUGAGGAGAAGAAAGUAGAAACAAAGAAGGAAGAAUCUGAGGAGUCGGAAGAUGACAUGGGCUUUGGUCUUUUUGACUAAACUGCUUUUGUUAACAUACCCAAUAAAGAACUGAACCUGUGUGUGGGUGAGGGGGGUAUAAUGUUGGGGAUAAAGGGAAGCAGGGAGUGGGCGUGUUACCUCGAGUUCAUCGCUGAUAAAGCUGGGUGAAGGGUACAUGAAGGUACAGUAGCAUGUGCCUUAGGAUUUUGUAUAUGUUUGGUGUUUUCUAUAAUUCAAAACCAGUUCAAGUCUGGCACGUGUCCUGUAGGAUCCCAGCAGACUCCACAAGGAAGCAGGGUGGUUGCUGGGGCUGAGAUCCUAGUGUUAGCAGGGAAGAGGUCAGGAUUAAGUCUUGGGUAGAAUUACCCAAACUGUGUCUGACACAAUAAAUGCUUAAGGAACAGAACUUUAUGUCAUUACAGCUCUGGAAACUUGAAGCCCUAGGUCAGUGUAGACAGCCCGGGCUUCUCCAUGCUCCCCUCUAUGUGUAACCCCGGUGUCUCUCUGUCCUUGUAAGGAUGCUGGUGCCACUUUGAUGUUCUCAUUUAACCACGACGAUUUCAAAAGGCCUUCUCUCCACACUUAGUAAGGGGGAGAGUUUCAAGACAUGAAUUGUGGAGGGACAUCACUCAGACUCUCUCUAAACUUUGACGUCAUUGUCCUUGUAAAGAAAUUAGAAUCAAGGCUGGGGAGUUGACUCAGUGGUUAGGUGCACUUGUGGCUCCUCCAGAGGGCUCAAGUUCACUUCUCCUUGCUCACAUGGAGGCUCCUAACGGUCCCUUCCAGGGAAUCGGACACCUUCUAAUGCACACGCAAACAUGCAUAUAUGUAUACUCAUAUCCCUGUGCAUGUGCAUGCAUAUGUGUAUAUGUAUCGGUCUUUUGCCUGCGUGUUCAUAUAUGCUAUGUAAGAGAAAAUUAUAAUUGCAAAAAGCUUUUGAAAUAAAACUGAUAAAAUCUG
This is a messenger RNA of Rattus norvegicus (Norway rat), 2921 nucleotides long. The record is from RefSeq and is a predicted model, not a curated record. NCBI's taxonomy places the organism in Eukaryota, Metazoa, Chordata, Mammalia, Rodentia, Muridae.